Peromyscus maniculatus bairdii (prairie deer mouse) is the source of this 549-nucleotide messenger RNA. NCBI's taxonomy places the organism in Eukaryota, Metazoa, Chordata, Mammalia, Rodentia, Cricetidae. The record is from RefSeq and is a predicted model, not a curated record.
AUGCUCUCAUCCCUGCUCAACUUGAAGAACUCUGGAAAGUUGACCAACUUGGUGUAUACUGAAAAAACUGGCCGGGUUGUGUACCAGCCAGAGUACAUCAGUUUUGAGGAACUGCUCAAGGUCUUCUGGGAGAAUUAUGACCCGACCCAAGGUAUGCACCAAGGCAAUGGCUAUGGCACCCAGUACCAAUCGUCAGUCUAUCUCAUCUCCAAUGCACAGAUGGAAGCAGCCCUGAGAUCCAAGGAGGAAUACCAGAAGGUCCUUUCAAAGAGUGGCUUUGACCCCAUCACCACUGACAUCCAAGAGGGCCAGGAGUUCAACUGUGCUGAAGACUACCACCAGCAGCACCUGAGCAAGAACCCAGAUGGCUACUGUGGCCUUGGGGGCACUGGAGUGUCCUGCACAAUGGCCAUUAAAAAAUAAUUUCUCUCCAAGAAGUUGGCCCUGGAGGUUACAGCAAAACCAUGGUUGCUGGAUGGAGUGGCACUGCUGUGAAUCACAUCAGUCGAUUUCCAAAGAGCGCACAUCACACAGAAAUUUACAUUAAUC